Molecule: messenger RNA, 1281 nt
Organism: Kalmanozyma brasiliensis GHG001
Lineage: Eukaryota; Fungi; Basidiomycota; Ustilaginomycetes; Ustilaginales
Product: Pyridine nucleotide-disulfide oxidoreductase, NAD-binding domain protein
Exons: 1
Coding region: 1-1281 (426 amino acids)
Molecular function (GO): NADH dehydrogenase activity
Source: RefSeq, a predicted model, not a curated record
AUGAACACGGCCGCCUUUGGAACAGACAGCGACUCGCUGAUCCAUCUCGUCAUCGUCGGUAGCGGAUGGGCAGGGUACACGCUCUCGGCAGAGCUCGACUAUUCCAAGUACAAGGUCACCGUCAUCUCGCCAGACCCCAUCACCACCUAUACGCCUCUGCUCGCUAGCGCUCUGUGCGGACUGUUCGGCUUCAAAGUCGCCGAAGAGCCCGUUCGACGAAGAUCUCGACCCGUCUCGCUGUACCAGGCUGUGGUGGACAGUGUCGAUUUCGGUUCGAAGACGGUACACUGCACGUCGAAGAUCAACUCGUUCGAGCCAGAGCGCAUCGAGGUGUCGUACGACCAGAUUGUGUUGUGUCAAGGCUGCAAGGGCAACGACUUUGGCAUCCCCGGCGUCGGCGAGCACUCGUUCGCAGUGCGCAACACUAAAGAUGCAUCAGCGCUUCGAAACAAAAUCAGCGACAUACUCGAAAAGGCCAACCUGCCGACCACCACACCGGAGCGACGACGAGAGCUGCUUCAUUUCGCCAUCGUAGGCGGCGGCCCAACAGGCGUUGAGCUCGCCGCUGAAUUGUUCGACACCAUGCACCAGGAUAUCGCCAAGAUGUUCCCGCACCUCGAGGAGUACUUCAACAUCGCGAUCUACGACGUCGCGAGCAACAUUCUCAGCAACUUCGAGGAGGAUCUGUCGACCUAUGCACUCGAAUCCUUCCGCAGGAGAGGCGUCAAGGUCCAUACGAGCACGCAUAUUACCGAGGUGCGCGAUGGCAGCAUGACCACGAAGGAGAAGGGCGAGAUCAAGUUUGGCAUCCUGAUCUGGGCGACGGGCAAUGCCAACGUGCCGCUGACGGAGAAGCUCAACUGCCGCAAGUCGAAAGAAGGUCUUGUCCGCCUACUGACCGACGACCAGCUGCGACUUCACUACACCAAUGGUCGCAUCAUCAGAGACGCUUUUGCUAUCGGAGACGCUGCCGACAUUGAAUCUCUCUCAUUACCCACCACCGCCGAAGUCGCCGUCCAAAAGGCCAAAUGGCUCGCCAAGAACCUCUCGGCCAAUGGCGAGGGGACGCCGUUCAAGUUCCACGAGAAGCGCAUGGUCGCAUACUUGGGUGCUAGCGCCGGUGUAUGGCAGAACGACAAGGUCAAGCUGAGGGGCAGGCUCGCAUGGUUGAGUUGGCGAUCAACCAGCUUGAGCUGGACGCACGACUGGAGGAAGAAGAUCUUGAUCCUGGUCAACUGGACGCUCAACUACUUCUAUGGAAAGGAGAUCGCGCGCAUUUGA